Didymella exigua CBS 183.55 is the source of this 741-nucleotide messenger RNA. RefSeq lists its product as uncharacterized. Bases 100 to 492 code for a protein of 130 amino acids. Lineage: Eukaryota; Fungi; Ascomycota; Dothideomycetes; Pleosporales; Didymellaceae. Gene Ontology annotation, cellular component: preribosome, large subunit precursor. The record is from RefSeq and is a predicted model, not a curated record. The transcript has 2 exons.
CCUGGACUUUUUGCGACAUCGAAUGCAACGCACGAGCAGUCCGUGAAGAAUUCCUCCACCACCCAUUCCCUCCCCAAACCCCGCGCGUGACGAGCAAAAAUGGCAAAGGGACUCCGCGCCUCCACCGAGCGCACGAACCGCAGGAAGCUGCGCGCCAACGUCUUCGGCCCCGUCGAGAAGGCGCGCGCCGAGCGCCUGCACGCAAAGCUGCUCGCGACCAUCAACUCGGAGAAGCCCGCCCGCCCCGCAAAGAAGGAGAUGGACGUCGACGUCGACGUCGACGAAGAGGGUGCGCAGCCAAAGGAGUCUCUCAAAGAAGACAUGGACGUAGACGAUAAAACGACCAAGAAACCACACCGCUCGCAGAGCGAGAAGAAGACUAAGAAGGAGCGCGCCCGCAAACCGCGGAACAGCAUCACCUUCCCCAAGACGCGCGGAAAGGGCGCCCUGAAGCCGUUCACGGGCAAGAGCAGGGUCAGCAAGCGCAAGUGAGGAAGGUGGACAGCGAGUGGGCUGGUGGCACUGGCGUGGACUGACGUGGAACGAUAUCUACAUGGCGUUUGGGAUGCAUUGCAGGCGUUACAUUGCUGUUGCUGCUGCGGGGGAAACGCAGCGGAUUGGAUGGUACCACGGCGUGUAGAGCGCAAUAUCAAAAAUCCAUCUCCCCGACUCAUCCAUUUUGCUUGCAUCCUCCCACGCCUUCAUCAGCAGCCAGCACCCCGUUCCGAAAAAAAACCCACU